Pseudovirgaria hyperparasitica is the source of this 1157-nucleotide messenger RNA. RefSeq lists its product as uncharacterized. NCBI's taxonomy places the organism in Eukaryota, Fungi, Ascomycota, Dothideomycetes, Acrospermales, Acrospermaceae. Bases 363 to 1157 code for a protein of 264 amino acids. The record is from RefSeq and is a predicted model, not a curated record. The transcript has 2 exons.
CAUCGAUAUCAUCGACAAUUUAUACCCUUUGAAGAGCAAUCCUCCAUUGUCAUGCUACUACUGGACAGUAAGUCUGGUCCUUCGACAAUGUGCCAUCAAACGCCAACACUUAGCACUUACUCGCUUGGUGCAACGUAAACGUAAAGUACUUCACGAAACAUCUACCGCACACACAUAUCGGCGAGACCUUGAUUUGAUGGCUACUGUUUUUAAGAUUGCAGAGGAAUACUAUAGCACUCUGUUACAUGCGCAUGCGAACAUCGUUGCUGCUGAUAUCAUUGAAUGCUAUAGGACUUUGCAUCCGUUAUGCAUCUCGACUGUUGAUCAUUCCUUCUCUCUCUCUACCUGCUUCGAUUUAGCAUAUGAAUACCAUUUCUGUGGAACCGUUCUACAUGGUUCUAUCGUUGGUUGACAUCGAAACUUUGAGACAGAUCCGACUCGUGAAUAAGCAAGUUGCCGUAGUUGCGGCCGAGCACCUUUUCUCAGAAGUCACAGUCUUCGACAACGAGGAUAGUUACCAAAGACUUGUGGACAUAAGCACGCAUCCCGUCAUCUCGAAUUGUGUUCGUCACAUUAUCCAUCACAACGUUUUCCUGAACCCCGAACUCAGUACAUACAACGAGUGGAAGUCGCAAGCAAACCAGGAUUAUGAUUACGAAGAGUUUGCUCAACAAUAUCGCGCUAAUGACCAUGGGCAGUUCCUUCGGGCAUGGGAGACUAGGUCAACGCUUCAGCAAAGAAGCAGCACGACAGCAAGACAUGUGGACAACCAUGAGAGACUGGAAUUUUUUCGAAACAGCAAUCAAAAACUGAUUCAAUUGACCUGCGUGACUGGCAAGUGGAUGUCAUAUCGGCAGCCUAAGAUGGCCAAGCGCAUGUAUAAGGAUUUCAGCACUCAACCAUACUUCCAAAACCAGACUUCCGAGCGUGUCUCAAACCUCACAGAAGGGAUUAUGUACAAUAAGGCUCGAGAACGUGUAGUUGGGCAGAGACAAGUUUCUAUGGCCCUCAUCCUCUGCUCUUCAGCUCCAACUCCUCUUGCCAUAUUCACAGCCGAAAGGGUUGAUUAUGUUGCCUUUGUGCUACCGAGGGUGUACUAUCGUUCUUCCUGUUUGCAUCUCACAAAGCUCUAUCUCGAGAUCGGAACUGGUCUUUGA